AUGGCGCCGGAAACGCCCAAGGCUAUCUCGUCAAGACUCUUGACCAUGAAAUUCAUGCAACGAGCAGCAGCCUCAGCUUCAUCGAAGGCAUCUCCUGACUCGGAGGCUCCUUCAAAAAAGAGAAAACUUGACAGAUCGCCGGCACCAGGUCGCAUCAACCCCAAUAUCGACCAUGCCUUAAUACAGUCCGCGUUGGACGACCAAGAAGCUGCUCGCCAAGCGGCGCUGCAAAAACAUUCCUCCACUGAUUCACAGUGGACUCUAAAGGCUGUUUUUGAGGGCCAGCCGGGCGAGAAAGCAUCCCAAUCUAUGAACAUCAUGUACGUAGGAUACGGCGACAUCGAUGACGAGGUCACCGAGGACAACCCCUCGAAGGGAAGGACUUGUACCAAACCUUCCAAGAAGGUUACGAGCGGCCGAGGCGAGUCCAAGCCGAGUGACGAAUCAGAUCAAGCUUCUUCGGAUGAAAACGAAGGUGCCAAUGAUAAGUACAAAGCCAGGUCGCCCGGUGAUCGCACGAAUGCAGCAGGAAAUUUCGACCGAUCUCAUCAGUCGCGGUCGCAAUCCAGACAUGACAAUAACGCUGUCAGAGCUAAGCAAUUUCGUGACAAACGCAAACGGAAAGAAGUUCGCUUGAAUAAGCUGACGUCAAUAUCUGCUGCUGGCGGUGGGCAGUUUGUCUCGCAAGGCUACAGAGCAAAGGCAACGAAAGGUUACAACUCUCAUUAA
Molecule: messenger RNA, 729 nt
Organism: Ustilaginoidea virens
Lineage: Eukaryota; Fungi; Ascomycota; Sordariomycetes; Hypocreales; Clavicipitaceae
Exons: 2
Coding region: 1-729 (242 amino acids)
Source: RefSeq, a predicted model, not a curated record